AUGGAUAAUUCUAGAAAUAAAAACUGGAUGAAUUGUGAUAGACUAAGUAAAGAAUACUUGGAUGGAGUAGAUGAUUUUAUAAAGCAUGCCUUUUCUGGAAAACAAGAUGGAGAAAAAAUUGCAUGUCCUUGUACGGAAUGUGUGCUUAUUUAUCAAGCAAAUCGGGCUACCGCAUAUGAUCAUCUUGUGGUUAAUGGUAUCAUGCCAUCGUAUGAUACUUGGUUUUGUCAUGGGGAGCCUUUAAAGGGAUCAAACAAUACUAAAGGAAACAACCGCAGCCAAUCAACUUUGAGGGGCGAUGACAUGAGAAGAAUGAUACAUGAUGCCUUCGGAGGCUCUACACAGUUCAUGGAUAGUGAGGUAAGUGAAAGGGGCGAGAUGGAUCCAAAUCUACAAGAAAAUACUGCUCAUCCAUCCGGAUAUGAACCUCAUCUAGAGAUGGAUAAGUUUGAACGGCUCAUGAAGGAGGCAAAUGAAGAACUAUAUCCUGGAUGCCAGAAGUUUAGCAAACUAUCCUUUUUGCUGCAUAUCUAUCGUACAAAAUGCAUGUUCAAAUGGUCAAAUGAAUCUUUUAAUGCUCUACUUGGACUAUUGAAGGAUGCGCUGCCUGAAGGGGAAAAAUUGCCUCCUUCUUUCUAUGAGACUAAAAAGAUAGUUGAAGGCUUGGGCUUAAAGUAUGAAAAGAUUGAUGCUUGUCCCAAUGACUGCAUGCUUUUUAGGAAAGAGUUUGCUAGCAAGGAUGUUAAUGAAUGCAAAAUUUGUGGGGCCUCUAGAUGGAAAAAUAAUGCUAGAAAAAUUCCACUCAAGGUCCUUAGGUAUUUUCCUUUAAAACCAAGGCUGCAAAGAUUGUUUAUGUCUUCAGAAACUUCUAAAGCAAUGCGAUGGCAUCAUGAAGAGCGCAGCAAAGAUGGAGUUCUUCGGCAUCCUGCAGAUUCUGAAGCUUGGAAAAGUUUAGAUAAUAAAUAUCCCGAAUUUGCUAAAGAUCCUCGCAAUGUCUGGCUGGUAUUAGCUUCUGAUGGGUUUAAUCCAUUUGGCACAAUGCGAACUGUUCAUAGCACAUGGCCAGUGAUUUUAAUGCCAUAUAAUCUUCCACCAUGGAUGUGCAUGAAGCAAGAGUUCUUCAUUCUAUCCUUACUUAUUCCUGGACCAAAAGCGCCUGGCAAUAAUAUUGAUGUCUUCUUCCAACCUUUAAUAGAAAAGUUAAAUGAAUUAUGGGAUGUCGGGGUAGAAACAUAUGAUGCCUCUACUAAGGAGAUAUUUCAAAUGCGAGCAGCUCUCAUGUGGACUAUAAAUGAUUUUCCAGCAUAUGGUACUCUCUCUGGAUGCAGCACUUAUGGUCGGUUUGCAUGCCCUUCUUGCAACAUAAACACUCAAUAUACCAUAGUGGUGUUAUGGUCAUUUCAAAGACUGAAAGUUAUGCAAGUACAAGUGACAAUGCUCCAAAGUCUGCAAAUAUCACAUAUUAUGGUAGGGUGA
Lycium barbarum (goji berry) is the source of this 1476-nucleotide messenger RNA. RefSeq lists its product as uncharacterized. Bases 1 to 1476 code for a protein of 491 amino acids. NCBI's taxonomy places the organism in Eukaryota, Viridiplantae, Streptophyta, Magnoliopsida, Solanales, Solanaceae. The transcript has a single exon. The record is from RefSeq and is a predicted model, not a curated record.